AGAAAAUAAAAAAAAUUAUAAAAAAAGGAAGAUAGAGACGCUCCUCUUCUCACUUUCUCUCACUAUAGUGUGCGAGCAUCGAGAAGCGCUUAAAAACCCUAGAAGAAAUAGGGUUUUGGCCGAUUUCGCACUGUAAUUCUGCUCAAGAAGCUCCGAAUUUUCUCCCAAAAUGGGUCUUUACAGCUUCAUCGGGUGGCACUCUCACUCUUGAUAUAUAUUUUCGUGGGCACCCACGCCGUUCCCGAGUCCUCUUCGAGCGCAUGUGAGUGAUGUCGUUUCGUUUGAUUGCUGGUUCUUCUCUCUAAAGUCUUCUUUGAUCUUCUUGUCGAGUAGCUACGAUCCAUCCAUAGUAUGAUGAUGAUCGGUUGAAGCUGUGGUCGAGCUGAUCAGCUCCAUUUCUCCUUCGGUUUUUGGGCUUCUUUGGAUAUCAUCUGGGUAUCUACCGCUUCGGUCUUCUUAUUGUGGUGCUAUUGGUUUGGUUUUGCAACAUGGAAGAGAAUGUUGUCGUGGGGGAGGGCGACUGUAAAACAAGUGAUUUAACUCCUGCUGCCAAGUUUGGUGUCCCACUAAUUGAAUCUCGACCAAGUCAUGUAGACAAUGCUGCUGAAAAUUACAAGGCAGAUGAAUGUAGGCAUUUUUCAAUCCGCGGAUAUGUUGCUGAGGUUCGUAGAAAAGACCCGAAGAUUUGUUGGCCAUUUCCUACUGUUGGUGACCUUAACAAAUUGGAAGAACAAAUGCUUCCUCCUCUACAUGUUCCUAAAUUCAGAUGGUGGAAGUGCCAAAACUGUCUGAGAAAGACUGAUGCCAAAGAUACUCCAAUUGAAACUGGAGUGGUUAAAAAUUGUUGCAAUAGAGUGUGCAAAACUAAAACUAGUACUUCACCUGGGAUCCCUUCCACUUUGUCUUGUGGUGAUGCACAGAAGUUGCAUUCUGGCUUUCAAGAAUCAUCAGAAGUCAACAUAGUUGAUGCAAGGAAAUCCAGCUUAGAAGUUUCUCUUCAAGUGAAUAAUGAUAAAAAUUGGCCAGCAUUAUUUGGGAACAAGAAAGAGAAGGGAGCUGAAGUGGUGGAUACAAUCACGGAAGAUCCUCAUAAAUUGACUGAUACUGUGGCAAGAGAGAACAUGAACCUGGAAAUUUGUAGGUCAACCAGUCCGAAAAAAGUUGAUACCUGCCAUGCAGGAGUAAACUUUAUCAAAGGAAGCACGUUUAGCCCCGAUUUUCCAAUUGGCAAGAAGGGAUGUGAUAUAUCUUCCAGUGGAACUGCCAUUAAUAUUCCAUCUAAAUUGAAGGGCUAUGACUUGGUUACGAGUUCCAAUGAAAUCUCUUAUAAGGAAACUGAAGCUCUCAAAUCAAAAAGUGAUGACUUGAUCAACAGUUCCAAGGAAAUCUUUCACAAAGAAAUGCCAGUGUUUAGCAGGAACAAUUUAUCACAUGUCAAUGAAGGACACAGAGAUGGUGUGACAUCUUCUGUGAUAUCUGAGGUAGAUAAGGAGGCUUUAAAUGCUGUCAUGGGUCAAACAAGAAAAAUUCGUUACCUGGUAUCAGUUGAUAGUUCUUCAGAAGAUGAGAAUUUAGCUGAAGAAGACGUUCAAGAUCAACAUCAUACAAGUUGGCUGGGUAAUUCAGGUGACACUUCCCAUGGGAGCAAACCAAGAAAGUUGCGGUCACUGACUGAUAUAAUAAGAAGAGAGAUGCUAGCAACAUCCAAUGAGCUUGACUACACUGAAAGGGAUACAAAAACUGAUCACAUGAAGGCAGAAGGUUCUCAAUCAAAAGCAACACCAGAAGCAUCCCCUGGGACAAGUUUAUAUCCUAUUACCAACAAUCAAGCGGCUUUCCAAGGAACUGAUAAAGAGGGUAUGCUGGGUAAGAAAAAGAAAUGCAAGCUGCCACGAGAUCAAGAUCAGGGAUCUUCCAGAAUGAGUUGGCAAAGAGGAGCAACUGAAAACAUUAAAAUCUUUAAGGAAGAUUCUGCAAUCAAAAGCAUGGAUGCUAUAAAUGCUAAUGGUGAACUAACAGGAAAUGCGUCUUUCCUGACAAAUUUACAUUUUGCUUCCAAAAAAUUCUUGGGAAAACAUAGAAAUGAUAAAAAAUUGAUCCUGGAUAGGGAGAAAAAGGAGAUGUCUCCGGUUGAAGAUAGUUCGUCUUCCUUGGCAAAUCAUCAGGAUGGUCUUUCUGAUCAACUUGAGAUUAGGAAAGAUGCAGAAAUCAAGUGCGUGGGGUCUGAACAUAUUCCCAUUAAAUUUUUUAAAGAUUCAGUUGCAAGGACAGAUCAAAGUCCGGGUUCCCAAAUUUAUGUGGCUGCACAACAAAAAGGAAAAAAUAUUUCUCUUGGUAAGAAGAAAAAUAAGCUGCCUCAUCAAGUUGAAGGUGAAAAGUCCUCCAUAAUGCCUUGGCAAGAAGGCAUGUCACACAAAGAUCUGAUUAUAAAGAGAUACCAGGACAGGAAGCACAAGGUUGCUCCAUCUGAUAGUUUGAAUUCUGUUCGAGUUCCAUUUACUGGAAAAGGUGUACAUGGUGGUCUUAAACACCAUAUGCAGACCCAUAAAAAGGCUACUCUGAAUAAGAUUCAAAAGAAAUUGCCUCAAGAAAUUGAAUGUAGGGUUACCAUCGUUGGAUCUGAAAGUGUUAGUUCUCCUCUUGCUUGCCAGCCUAAGGAUUCCUCUAAUGCAUGCAAUUAUGAGAAUUCUGUUGAUGUUAAAGAGCCAUCUAAACUUUCAUUGGAUCAAUGUGAUCAAGUGGGCAAUAAGAUGUGUGAACGGGAAGCUUCAGAUGAUAUACCCAUGGAAAUUGUAGAACUCAUGGCCAGAAACCAGUAUGAGAGGCAUCUUGAUUAUGCCAAAGAUGCUACAGAGAACAGGUACUGCUUGUCAGAGACAACUGAGAAAGAUAAGGAUACUGGGCUAAUGGAUUGCACUGAAGCACUUAGGAAUGAGAUGUUGAGAUUUCCACACGAGAGGUCUAACUUGCAAACUUCCCUGUCCAGAAAUGCAAAAAAUGGCAUUGGUUCAGAUCCAAGUGGAGGACCCACCAAACAAAAAUCAGAUGUUUGCCUUCCUACUGUUGAUGGAGAAUACUACAGCAUCAAUUCCAGUGGAAGUCAACUGAAACAAGCUCAGGUCUCUACUAAUGGAUUUAAAGGAUUUCCGGAGCGCCAAGGAAAUCUGCCAGGUCAGGUCCCAUAUCCUGUCAUUGGUUCAAGAAGAAGCUGUGGCACUGAAAAUUGUGAUUGGGAUAGAGAUAUGGAGGGGCACAGAGUCUUGGGUUCGUCUGUUCAGUCCUUAGGCGCAUAUCAUACUUCUCAACCAAUUUUGCAACAAAGUUCCAUUGUGGAAUCCCAAUCCGUUUGGUCCACAGUGCCAUAUCGAAUCCCUUUUGAAUCAAACUGCCCGCAGAAGUUCGUUACUGGAGUGAGUAUUUCAAAUAGGCUUCCUCAUUCUCCUGAUCCAUUGCCUAAGGGAAAUGUGAACUGUGAUCAUACACAGAAACCUUUGAAUCUAAAAGCUACCUUUCUUCAAAAGAAAAAAGGAAGUUCUGAGAUGGAGACAGAUAAGGGGGCGUAUUCAGAAUAUCUGUUUGCUGGCCCAGAUGAGGAAAAUGUCUAUCAUCCAAAAUUGAGAGGGUCAUUAGAUUUAUACAAUGAUGAGACAUUAUCAGCUAUGCAUUUACUCAGACUCAUGCAUGCAGGGGUGUGCUCUAGUACUCCUGUAAAUAUGAGUAAUAAUCGAGAGAGGUUCCUUAAAGAUACUCAAUUUGCCCAUGAUCUGAUUAUCAAUAAAUCAUCAGGGCCAGAGGCUAGUGUAUCAAAGACCAACAGGGACUUUGUGAACUUAUCUUCAUGUGAUUACCAUAGUAGAAGUCACCAUCUAGGCAAAUCCUGUGAACAUUUUCCUCCAGUUUCUAUUCCCAAAUCUGUUGAUUCUCUUGUACAGAAGGAUGUUAGUUUUGAAAGGGCCAAUGUGUUUACAAAUGGUUUGUUGGGUAAAGCAUUUCCUGGUGCCUUAAACUAUCAAGAGAGAGGAGACGAGAAAAUAUCCUACUCACCUGCACGAACUCGAGGCCCCAAAUUUCACACAUUUGCCAGCAGAAAUGGUUGUACAAGUGAAAAUCAAGAAUACAUGAUCCACAAUCCGCAGAAAGGGUUUCUGCUUCUGCCUGCUUCAGAUUCCAGACAAUUUCCUGAACAACCUCAGACAGCAGGAGGUUCAACCAAACAUGUUGAACUGAAGGUCAAUAGAAAAGAUGAAACAGUCUCACCUGUGGAAACAAUAAGUGGGUUUCAGAUUUGCACUCUCAACAGGAAUCCAGCUGACUUUACUGUACCAUCAGCUGCAAAUGGUUACAUGAUUGGAGCUGAAGACCUGAAAAGAAAGCUGACACCGUCAAUGGGAAGACGUGGCCCAAUUGAUAUUGAUUUGAACAAGCGACCGAAGAAAAUGAAACGCACAGUGAUAGAGCAUAGACAGAUCUAAUCUUUUUAGAACACUCUGAAGGGUAGAGUAAGUACUACCACCAUGAAUGUUUAAUUGACCAGGUGAGUGAUUGCAUCUAUUUUAACCAACUUCAAUUGUGGCACAAGCAUAUGAACAUCAUCAGUCCAGAACCAUUUCUUGAAUUUGGUCCUUAGUUAGCAGGAGCAAUGUAAAUGUUGUUGCAAAUUGUAUAUUAAUAUGUACAAGUAUGCAUUGAGUGAACUGUAAAUGUCAGUCUCAGAUCCA
Messenger RNA from Macadamia integrifolia, 4718 nucleotides. RefSeq lists its product as uncharacterized. The record is from RefSeq and is a predicted model, not a curated record. The transcript has 5 exons. Gene Ontology annotation, biological process: negative regulation of DNA-templated transcription; shoot system development; negative regulation of flower development. NCBI's taxonomy places the organism in Eukaryota, Viridiplantae, Streptophyta, Magnoliopsida, Proteales, Proteaceae. The coding region runs from base 489 to 4472 and encodes 1327 amino acids.